AUGGCCCCAGCUUUUUUUUCUGACAUUUCCAAAAACAUCAACGAUUUGUUGAAUAGAGAUUUCUACCACAACACCCCAGCAUCUGUUGAUAUCAAAACCACUGCUCCAAAUGGUGUUGCUUUCACUGUCAAGGGUAAAACCUCUCCAUUAGACGGUUCCAUUGGUUCCAAUGUGGAAGCCAGAUUUGCUGACAAGGCUACUGGCUUGACUUUAACCCAAAGUUUCAGCAAUGCUUCUGCUUUGAAUACCAAAAUCGAAUUAGCUAACUUGACACCAGGUUUGAAAACUGAAUUAAUUACUGCCUGUGUUCCAGGAACCUCUAAAGCUGUCAAGUUAAAUUUGAACUUUGUUCAACCUUUUUUCACUGCUAGAGGGUUUUUCGACCUAUUGAAGGGUCCAUCUUUCAUUGGUGAUGUUACUGUUGCUCGUGAUGGUUUUAUUGCAGGUGCUGAGGUCGGUUAUGAUAUUGCUUCUGCUACCGUUUCUCGUUACUCUGCUGCCUUAGGUUACACUGCUGGUGCUUACUCCAUUUCCUUAGCUGCUAACAAUGCCCAAGUCUUUACUGGUUCUUUCUUCCAAAAGGUUUCUCCAAUUGUCCAAGUCGGUGCUAAGACCACUUAUUCUGCUGUUUCUAACAGUAAUGCAAUUGAAUUUGCCACUAAAUACGAAUUGGAUUCAUUAUCUUCUGUUAAAGCUAAGAUUGCCGAUACUGGUAUUGUUGCGUUAUCUUAUAAGCAAGCCUUGAAUCCUGCUGUCACUUUAGGUGUUGGUGCUUCUUUUGAUGCUUUGAAAUUGGAAGAACCAAUUCACAAAUUAGGCUGGUCUUUAUCUUUUUCAGCUUAG
This is a messenger RNA of Saccharomycodes ludwigii, 843 nucleotides long. RefSeq names its product porin POR1 (gene POR1). NCBI's taxonomy places the organism in Eukaryota, Fungi, Ascomycota, Saccharomycetes, Saccharomycodales, Saccharomycodaceae. Gene Ontology annotation, cellular component: mitochondrial outer membrane. Gene Ontology annotation, biological process: monoatomic anion transmembrane transport. Bases 1 to 843 code for a protein of 280 amino acids. The record is from RefSeq and is a predicted model, not a curated record. Gene Ontology annotation, molecular function: voltage-gated monoatomic anion channel activity. The transcript has a single exon.